Dipodomys spectabilis (banner-tailed kangaroo rat) is the source of this 878-nucleotide messenger RNA. It is a transcript of the gene Faap24, whose product is annotated as FA core complex associated protein 24. Gene Ontology annotation, molecular function: chromatin binding. The record is from RefSeq and is a predicted model, not a curated record. The transcript is spliced from 5 exons. NCBI's taxonomy places the organism in Eukaryota, Metazoa, Chordata, Mammalia, Rodentia, Heteromyidae. The coding region runs from base 82 to 732 and encodes 216 amino acids. Gene Ontology annotation, biological process: interstrand cross-link repair. Gene Ontology annotation, cellular component: Fanconi anaemia nuclear complex.
GGCGGGCAGAAUGAAAUACAUUAGGCGAAACCGCAGAGCGUGGGAACCCGGAAGUGGUGAGGUCUCAGAUUGAGACCGCCGAUGGAAAGCGAUCCCCCUGGUGACACUGGCCCUGUGCACGUGCCUUUGGGGUACGUGGUGGCCCAUGAGAAAUGGCGAGGGUCACAGCUGGCUCAAGAGAUGCAAGGAAAAAUUAAACUCCUUUUUGAGGAUGGCCUGAACUUGGCAGAUUUUUACCUGUCCAGUAGAUCUUGCAUUAUUUACAUCACCGAAGCUGAGUUGGUGGCAGGAAAUAGCUACAGAAAGAGACUUGUCCGGGUUCGAAAUUGUGGUCAUCUUCAAGGGAUUGUAGUGGUGGAAAAAACACAGAUCAAUGAACAGUACUUCCCAGCCAUACAGAAGUUUGUGGUGCUGGAUCUUGGGAUGGCCUUACUUCCUGUAGGAAACCAGAUGGAAGCAGCCUGUCUUAUUGUCCAGUUUGUGGAAGAGCAGAGCCAAGUGAUCAGGAAGAACCCUUUCCUCAGGAAGACAACACGGGUUGGGCUCUCUGAAACUUCCCUUGUUCGAACUGUUCAACAGAUCCCAGGAGUUGGAAAAGUUAAAGCUCUCCUUCUUCUUCAGAAGUUCCCAAGCAUCCAACAACUCAGCAAUGCUUCUAUCCAAGAACUGGAGCAGGUGGUAGGCCCAGCGGUGGCCCAGCAGAUCUAUACCUUCUUCACCCAGUCCAGGUGACCUGACUUCACAUCUACUACUGUUGUCUUGCCUAGACCACAAGCUUCUGCUUUUCCUAUUUAAAAAUCAAGAAACAGCUGGGUGCCAGUGGCUCACGCCUGUAAUCCUAGCUACUCAGGAGGCUGAGAUCUGAGGAUCGAGGUUCA